AGCAGGAGAUGAUGCAGCGAGCUUUUAUAGCUAUCCUCACCUUCUCUCUUGGGACAGCUCCAGGCCCUUUCUCUUCUGGCACAGCUCUCAUACAGGUUAAGAACUGCCUGAUCCUUUUCCUGAUUCAAGUGGAAUUGUUUUCUCUAGCAGGGGCUGCUCCCAGGUACAUCUGCACCUACUACGAUGUGGUUGAGUACCUGAACAUCUCCUCUCACAGCAAGCUGCAUGCACACAUACUGCCCAAGACAGACCUGAACAAGCCUGUGGAGGUCAAGAUGGAUUUCAUGCUGAUGGCUAUUCUCUCUGUGGUUGAAAAGCUCCAGACGGUCACUUUUUACUUCGUUUUGAACCUGGAGUGGAAAAACACUUUUGCAACCUGGAACCCACAGGAUUUCUGUAACAUUUCCAAAGUCAUUCUGCCCAUGGACUCCUAUUGGUCUCCCCCCAUCUUCAUUGUAGAGCGAGUGAAUGGACAAAACCCCAACUUGGAUUACAUGAGCAUCACGCACAACGGCGGCUUCAACUCCACUCAGCCCUUCCAGGCGACCUUAACCUGCAGCUUGAUGAUCUUCAAGUUCCCCUUCGACACCCAGACCUGCAACUUGAGCGUAGCCUCAUUUCUCUACCCAGUAACAGACCUGGUUAUGAAGACGAAGCGGACACCAGCAGAUAUGAUGAGAGACAGCCAGAGUUACUUCCUAACUGACGGAGAAUGGAAGUUCACCAACCUGAGCAUCAUUGAAUACAUGGAAGACCUGGAUGACGGACAGUUUUCUGUGGUCACCUACAUGAUUUCCAUGGAGAGACGACCCACCCUGUACAUUUUGAACCUGAUCCUGCCAACAUGCGCCCUGUAUCUGCUGGACAUGGCUGUGCUGUUUGGACCCAGCUCUCUCGAGGAGAAAAUCAAUUUCCAGAUUGCCAUCAUCCUCGGCAGCUCCAUGUUAGCUGUGAUUCUCAACAACAUCCUCCCAACGUCGUCCAACAGGCCCCCUGUAAUAGUGGUGUUUUUCCUGGGCACCUUCCUCCUCAUGAUCAUGGCUGUGUUAGACACCUUCCUCCUGUUGCACCAGCAGCACAAAUCCCUCUACUUAGACAAGGUUCUCAGAAGCUUCCAGCAAGACGUGCACACCAAGCUGACAAUGAGAACCAUGGCCAACCAGAGCACGAAACACCCAGCCAAGGACAGUGCCCAACAGCAGAACCUUCCCAAGAAGGCCCAGGAAAAGGGGCAACCACCCAAGCGCCACUGGCAACCACAGGAGCAGGACCUGUUUCUGCCUGUUCUGGAGAAGGUGCUUCUCUACAGCCACUUCUUCCUGUCCCUGGUUUUCUUUGCUAUUAUUUCUGUUAAAUGGAGCAGCUGAAGCCCAGCUCUGGGUCAGUUGCUCUCCCCGGUUUC
Pezoporus flaviventris is the source of this 1402-nucleotide messenger RNA. Its product is annotated as 5-hydroxytryptamine receptor 3A-like. Gene Ontology annotation, biological process: monoatomic ion transmembrane transport; nervous system process; regulation of membrane potential. Gene Ontology annotation, molecular function: neurotransmitter receptor activity; transmembrane signaling receptor activity; extracellular ligand-gated monoatomic ion channel activity. Lineage: Eukaryota; Metazoa; Chordata; Aves; Psittaciformes; Psittacidae. The transcript has 9 exons. Bases 9 to 1367 code for a protein of 452 amino acids. Gene Ontology annotation, cellular component: neuron projection; synapse; membrane. The record is from RefSeq and is a predicted model, not a curated record.